Stomoxys calcitrans (stable fly) is the source of this 794-nucleotide messenger RNA. Its product is annotated as farnesol dehydrogenase. Gene Ontology annotation, molecular function: oxidoreductase activity. The transcript has 2 exons. The coding region runs from base 8 to 763 and encodes 251 amino acids. The record is from RefSeq and is a predicted model, not a curated record. Lineage: Eukaryota; Metazoa; Arthropoda; Insecta; Diptera; Muscidae.
AGUAGCAAUGGAGAGGUGGCACAAUAAAGUAGCUGUAGUGACCGGAGCCAGCAGCGGCAUAGGUGCUGCCAUAGUUCAAAGUCUUCUCAACAGUGGUCUUUGCGUUGUAGGUCUCGCAAGACGCCUGGAAAGUAUGGAAAAAAUCAAAACCGUAUUACCUAAGGAAUUACAAGAGAAAUUUACGCCAAUCAAAUGCAAUGUGGGGGAUGUACACUCAGUAAAUGAGGCUUUCGAUGAGAUAGAACGUGAAUAUAAAGGAGUAGAUAUUUUGGUGAAUUCUGCUGGAACCAUAAAUCCAACCUCUCUACUCACCGGCGAUGUAAGUUCCAUACAAGAAAUUCUCCAAACCAAUGUCAUGGGUGUGGUGCACUGUAACCAAAGAGCUUACAAAUCAAUGAAAAAGCGGAAUUUCGAUGGUCAUGUGAUUAUUUUGAAUAGCAUUGUGGGCCAUAAUUUAUCGAUAUUUCCCAAAGAGAUGCUUCCUGUUCUGGGCAUGUAUACAGCUUCCAAGUGGGCCGUAACUGCUCUAACUGAAAUGUAUCGGCAGGAAUUUCGACAUUUCGAUACGAAAAUCAAAAUCACCAGUAUUAGUCCAGGAAUUGUGGAUACAGCAUUAAUUGACGGUUUGGUAAGGUCAUGCUCUGAGGGUAACUGUUUGAAUGUUAACGAUGUAGCUGCAAGUGUUCUAUACGCCCUUGGCACUGCUCCACAUGUUCAAAUACAUGAACUAAAAAUUAAACCGGUGGCAGAGAGUGUAGUGUAAAAAAGUGUGGAUAAAAAAGGUUAUCACCAAA